Messenger RNA from Elaeis guineensis (African oil palm), 8011 nucleotides. Its product is annotated as ubiquitin carboxyl-terminal hydrolase 25. Gene Ontology annotation, molecular function: cysteine-type deubiquitinase activity. Gene Ontology annotation, cellular component: cytosol; nucleus. Gene Ontology annotation, biological process: protein deubiquitination. Lineage: Eukaryota; Viridiplantae; Streptophyta; Magnoliopsida; Arecales; Arecaceae. The record is from RefSeq and is a predicted model, not a curated record.
GAUUCGCUGCCUUCCCUGGCCGUGGUCGCUUCCUUACCUCUGCUUUCUUCUUCGCGUGGACCCUUGUUAUUACGACUCCGCCCUCAGACGUCUCGCUCUCUCUCUCUCUCUCGUCCCGACCGUCCUCUUUCGUCUAGCGGCAGCAACCGAAGAAGCGAACAAAGGAGAAGACGCGGCGGCGGCAGCAGCAGCGAGGCGGGGAGGACGAGCCUGCCCGAGGAGGCUAUGCGAUCGGAUGAGGAGGAGGAGGAGGAAUCCGGCGCCGGGAUUGGAGCAAGAGCGAGAAGGCCAACCACCACCACCAGCGGCGGCGGUGCCGGCGGCGGUGCCGGCGGCGGCUCUGUCGACUGCCGGCGUCGGUGAUGGCGUUGCAGAUGACCUGGCAGCAGCGGAGCCUGCAGCGCCGCAAGGCCGGGUACCCUCUCGGCCUCAAGAACCUCGGCAACACCUGCUACCUCAACAGCGUCCUCCAGUGCCUCACCUACACCCCUCCCCUCGCCCAAUUCUGCCUCGCCUCCCAACACUCCUCCCUCUGCAAGUUGGUGUUCGCGAACCGGGACAAGGACUGCCCCUUCUGUAUCCUGGAGCGGCAGAUCACCCGAUGCCUCAGUCUGGAGGGGCCCCUCGACGCGCCCUCCAAGAUCCAGAAGUGCCUCACCCUCUUCGCCGAUCACUUCCGCUGGGGCCGCCAGGAGGACGCCCACGAGUUCCUCCGCUAUGUCAUCGAUGCCUGCCACAAUACCUGCCUCAAGCUCCUCAAGCGCCUCACCGCCACUGCUGGCAAUGCCUCGGCGGCCGUGGAGGGGUCGGGGGAGACUGCGGCGGGGCCCAGCACGGUGAUGAAGGAUAUCUUCGGUGGAGCGCUGCUCAGCCAGGUGAAGUGCCUCGCCUGCAAGGGGGAGUCCAACAAGACCGACGAGAUCAUGGAUAUCAGCCUCGAUCUCUUCCAGAGCAACUCUUUGAAGGAUGCUCUUGGCCGAUUCUUUCAGCCUGAGGUCCUCGAUGGCAACAACAAGUACAGCUGCGGCAAAUGUAAGAAGCUAUCUGUGGCCAGAAAGCAGAUGUUCAUUCUUACAGCACCUAAUGUGCUUAUCAUCCACCUCAAGAGAUUUGAGGGCAUACAUGGUGGAAAGAUCAACCGGAUUAUUGAAUUCGAGGAGGUUCUAGGGCUUUCAAAGUUUAUGUAUUAUGCAACUCAGGACUCACAGCCUGAGUAUAACCUUUUUGGCAGCAUUGUGCAUUCAGGCUUCUCACCUGAGUCUGGACACUAUUAUGCAUACAUCAAGGAUGCUUUUGGUCGCUGGUAUUGCUGUAAUGAUGCUCAUGUUUCGCUUUCAAGCACACGGGAGGUUUUAUCUGAGAAAGUCUAUAUCUUGUUCUAUAUACGCAGUAACCAGAUCCCAAGAUCUAGCAAAACUGGUUCACCCUGCAAUGUUGUGAAGUCUUCAGAUUCCAAAGGAGGUGAUGUGUUACCAAGCAUUAAGUCUGCUGACGUUUUGAAACCUCCAGUCACAAAGCCAAAUGGGGUUUCAUCUUUUAAAAGUAACAGUGCAAUUAUGUUGAAGAAUGGUAAGAUAUCUCAAAGUCCACAAAUCAAGAGUAUUAACUUGAAGAACCUCGAAAUAAAAAGAGCUAUAUCAAAUGGUAGUGGCAGCAUUGAAACUUGUAAUAAUGUGUCUGCUCGAAGGGAUUCUGCAUCACCUGAAUGUAACUUUUCCAAUGAAACUAAAGAUGUGGUUGAGGGGUCAUCAGUACCUAAUGACAAUGCUGCUGUUCAGAACACUUCUAAUUUGGUGGAAUAUAGUAGCACACAUACAUUGUCAGUGCCAAAUGGAAAUGGAUGUGUUAGUCUUUCUGAGGUAGAAGUGCAUAAGAACAAUGGUACUCAAAGUGUGGAAGCUGUGAAAAGGGAUUGUAAUGGUUCAUGCAACUGCUUGAUUACCAAAUGGCACUCUGAUGUCUCAUCAUUUAAGAGAAAAUCAUGUGGCAGUGACAGAGCUGAAAAUUCAAUAUUAUGUACUAAACAGUCUAGCGAUUUGUUCACGGGAGAUGUCUCAUUCAAGACUCAGAGCAGAUGUUAUGGAGAGCAUUUUAAACAGGAACUUGAAAAGUUUAAAGAAGUGCUUGCUCCGGAAGUCCGUUCAGAGCUACAGUCAUGUGGUUGGGUUGAUGAAGUGGAUAAUUUCAUGCGCACCAGAAAGCGAUCAUGUUUCCCUGCAGCAGCCAGUUGUCAUGAUAAUAGUUUUAUAAAGAACCAGUUGAUAAUUGAUGCUAAGAAGAACUUUACCUCGCAAAUUCCAGAACCAGUAAAAGAGCACUUCAUUAACCGUCUGAGAUCAUUUGGCAAGGGGAAAUUGUUAUCGGAUGCUUAAACUUCCAUUGAUGUCUUGGAUGCUGCUGGACUGGCUGUAAAGUCUGUAUUAAAUUCAAUGGCCUAAUUUUCUUUUCGAAUUUGGAAGCUGCUGGAACAUGUGAGAAUUGUUGUUGACUUCAUCACCACCUCUUCCAGUGCUAUGUACAUUUUUGAGGCUGAUACUUUUCUUUGCUAGCAGAGACUUUAGUGCAGAGUUACAGUUAUAUGUGAGUUUUGAUGUGUUCGAAUAUCUUGAGUAUGGGUGUGCUAACAUAUGUGAGGUAAGCAUGUUUGCAAAUAUAUUUCAUCUAGCAUGGAACUUGUUAGGUAUAAAAAGAAUUUUUAAGUUAUAACCUUUGAAGACUUUUAUUUAUUAAUACCAUAAUCAUGGGUUCGGUUAGCCAUUUAUACUAUGCAUUGAUGCUGAUCAUAGGGUAAAUCAUGACAAUUGAUUGAUGCCAAUCAUGGGGCAAAUCAUAAUGUUGGUCAAUGCCUAUCAUAAGCAAAUCAAGACAUUAACUGAUGCCUAUAAUGGUACCACAUGGCACUUCUUAUCAAACUUAUUAUGGGGCAAAUAAUGUCAUCUAAUUGAUGGUUAGUUGGUUUGUUUAUUAAGAACCUACCGAUUUGUUUGUUCCCAAAACUUGAAAGAUGAUGAAUUCUUCAAGUUAUCGAGCAGUAGCAGUUUAAAUAUUAUACUUUUUCCUGUAUAUUUGAAGUUUAUUUAUCUCUUGAUUUUGAUAGUUUGAAACAUGUUCAAUCUUAUAUCUUUUAUAUCAAAUUCUCGAUCAUAACCCUUCUCAAAAUAUGUUUGUGGUUGCAAAUAUGGUGGGUUGAGGAGCUCAUGCCAUCACUUCUCUUUUUUUUUUGGAUGAGGUAGACCAAUGUUUGCCAUAUUAAUAUUGGAGGGCAUACUAGUUGGUGACCAAUUUGGCAUGGUAUGGGUUUGUAUCAUGUUGUUAUUGGAGUGUAUCAACACAAGGAGUGUCGGAAAGAGCGGGAAUGGGAGAAAAGAGAGGAAAAAAAGAGGGAGGAAGAGGUAGAAGGGAGAGAGGAAGGAGAGGGAGGGAGAGCGAGGGGGGUCACACCAUUAAGGCUUCUUGCAUGGUGAUCAGGCUAUUGAAAUGAGCAUGGCUACUAGAUUCGGGCCUUCCUAUGUUCUUGGUUAGGCUAUUGAGUUGAGCCGGAGAGCAACGAAGCUCCUUCUGAGAUAAAGAGAGAGAAGGGGGAGCGGGGAGGGUGAGCAUCGAGCGGGGGCAUGUGUUACGCGGUCGUGGGCACUAAGGGACACCUCCCCGGACAGGGGGGGUGUGGUUCUCGAAAGAUCACGAGCCGAAGGGAGGUUAGGGGGGCUUUUUACAUAAGGGGUUAGAGCUAGUUGGGCCUAUUUACUAAGCCGAUAGGGCGAGUCUUCCUAGUUCCCCAUUGGUUCGGUUAGAUAUGUCCUAAACUAGGUGGUUCAGCCAUAAAUGAGGUGGACGAUUAAAAACCUAGUGGGUGUCGAACCAUGGCAAGGGUUAUUGGAGGCAUACUUGAUGUUUUUUAUGGAUUUCGUUUAUGAUUUGAGAUCUUGUUAGUUUAGAUCCUUGGGUUAUAUAUGCCUAGUUGAUAAUUAUGAGUUAGAAUUUUUUGUUUUGCUUUUAGGUUGCAUUCUAAUGCUAUUAUGUUAUUAUGAACUUUAGUUUUUAUUCUAUGUAUUUAGAGAUUUCAUCUCUUAUCUUGUUGGUGGUUGUUGAUGAAUGAUUAAUAAGUUGAGCCUUGCAUGCCUUGUGAGCGUACAGCACUAUCAUGCGCCCACUCCGUAAGUUGACAUCGAGUUGAGGUGUCACAAUUUUAGCGGGCCAAUGUAGUGUUCGAACACUGAGCUUAUUGAAUCUUUGGCUAGGGAUAUGCCAAAGUUUCACAAUACUAUAUUUUUCCUUUUUCCCCCUAUUUCUUUGGCUAUGGGGCUAGCAAGAGGAUAAAUUUGAUGAAAUAGUUUGAUCCAUCUCACAUUAUCCAUUCUUCUCAAGCUCGUGUUUUAUUGGGCUUCAGAAGGCCAACAUUGUACUGGAGUAUCAUCCUUCGAAACUAGCAUGGAAUGUCUCCAUAUUGCCCUUUAUUUUUCCCUUUUAUCAAAAAGGGGAAUGGAUUUAGUGUCUCAAAUUUGUUGUUGCUAUGGAUUGGUAGAUCUUCGGUUGAAAAUCACCAUCAUGGCUUCACGGAGUGCCUACUCUUAGCAGAGGUUGGGACCUGGUGAAUGCUAUUUUGAUUUGGCCAAGACCUAAAUUUGUUUCUUGGGUUGGUUUGGUUUAUAUUUGAGGAAGGAUGGGCUUUGGCAGAGUCAAAAACUCAAAUGUAGUGCCACAAUGCUUAGUGGAAAUGUGGAAUGCAUGUUCGGAGCUUCUUUCUUGGAGCUUUGAGGUUUAUAAUUGGAAGAUUAUUAACAGUUGGGCUGAAAAUAGGUUGGGUUGACCGGUGACCUUGCUUGUCCGCAUAAGUAGGCCGAUCUGAUCCAUUAUUGGAGACCCCUGAGUUGGGGUCAAAAAAUUGGAUCUUAUUUGAAAACCCAUCUGCAUCUAUUUUUUGUAAUUUCCGACCCAACUUGGGCCGGUCUGCAUGUCAUCUGGGUCAAGAAAAAGUAAGGCCAACCCAACCUAGACUCGAUAUGACCUAACUAGAAAACCAGAAUCAUAUAAAAAUCCCUUUCCCUAACUGUCUUUUCCAGUUCAUUGUAAACUAAUCCUUCUCUGUUCAUCCCAGCAACCCUAUCUCUUAUAUAGUGAAUUCUUGUUUACAAUGCUAUCAAUUAUAUUAAUUAUUUAUUCUUAAAUUGUUAUUCGUAGACUUUCAUCUUCAUAGUGAUUGUUUUCUUGGAUCGUAUAGAAAGAAAAGUUUGUUGAAUGAAAAUUUAUGUUUAAGUUGACAUUCCUUUAGUUUUAUUUUACUUUUUUAGUAAUUUUAUAAUUUAUAGCUCUAAAAGAAUAGCUAAAGCUUAAUUCCAAUGUAGAGCAAACCUAACCCAAUCCCAGUCAAAACCCAAACAUUGUGUUGACUUUGAGCCAUGCUUGACCCCUGAUGCAACCAAAUGACCCACUGGUCUAAAAUCUUUUUCAUAGGCCUGACCUGAUUUGAUCCAAUCAACCAAUGUUUGGAGUUCUGGUCCAAAAUCAAGCCCCAAAAAUGUAAUGGGGUCAGGCGGGGUCAAGCAUGCCCCAUUUUGACCUGAGCCAUUCGCAGCCCUAGUUGGCUUUAGUUUCAGAGAAUAGCAGUCUUUGUUUGUGCUGAAAAUCUGUCAGUGCAUGAUUUUAUCUGGGGUGCUUUGUUAAAUCAAGGGAUUUUCCCAUUUUUUGCAUCUGGUCAUCAUCAAAUGAACUUUAAUGGAGUUCUUCCUGGUGGAGUGGGAAUCUGUUUUUUAUUUUCCUUUGGUCUGGAUUCUAUUUGCUGGUUUUGUUUCUUUCAAUCAUUCCUCCAUGUGCAUGGAGGGGGUUGUGGUGUUGGGACAGAAUCAUAUCAGUGUGUUCAUCUCUGUAUUUGAGCUUCAAGAAUUUAGGCUGAAGCUGAUUUAGCAGUCAGGAUCACAAUAAAUGCAAAAUGACAUUGCAUGACCGCCCCCACCUUGCAUUCCAUUUGAGGAUAUUGAAUGUCGAAAGGCAUAUGCUUGUGUUGAUGACCUGCCAUAUUCAUCGGGAGGCUUACCAACAAGUUUGCUUUUGUAGAGUCAUGGUUGAUGUAAUAAUUUAUAUUUGGAGCAAGGAUUUUCCAAGCAAGGGGCUUUCUCAUGCAGAUGACUCGCUUUUUUUAUUUCUUCUAGCAGGCUUCAUCAUGAAAAAUAGAGCCUAUAGCAUAUAUAACAUACCCAGAAUAGAGCAUAAUAUUCAAGAUUUAGAGGACUUGAUUGUGUGCAUGUACACUCUUUAUAUUCAUAUGCUGGAUGCUUAUGGUGGUCCUAUUUUUAUCGACUGCAUUAGGGAGUUCAGCAAAUACUUUACUAAGGUUGGUGACUUUUAAAAGAUCUAGAGGGUCUGGUGCUGCUUUAUUUAUUUUGACAUGGAUGUAGUAGAGCAUAUGGCUAGCAUGCGAUGUUUGUGGGGCCUUGCCUUUCGUGUGCAUUCCAGGAAAAGCACAGACAUCAAUAGUGAACAACACAUAAGGAGACUGACCUGAGUAUAUCUCCACACGGAUAUAUAAAGGUCCAUAACUCUUAACAAGUAAUGCUUAGAGGAUUUGGUUUUGGGAGAUUUCCUUCAUAUUUUUCAAAAAUAUUCUUAAGGGAAGUCAAGUAGGUGUGUGUUGCAGAGAUCAAAUAUUUGCAUCUUAUUUGAUACAUGACAAUUUGGGAAGAUUAAUUGCAUUUUUUUAAGAAGUUAAGGCUGUGUUUGGAGAUCUUCAAUACGAGGAGUGUGUUUUGUUUGACUAAAAUCUAGAAAUCUCCUUUUGACAGUGUAUGCUACUUUUUGUUCAUAUGUUUGGAUGACACUGAAAGUGGCUGUGCGAGUGUGAUGCUCAACUGUUUCAUGAAUUGUGAUUGUAAAUCCUGCUUUUGACUAGAUUCUGUGGUGAAAUUGAUAUCAGUUUUUAAACAUUUAGCAAAGUUGUGGCUAGAUUCUGUGCUGACAAAAGGUCCAUUCCAAUCAUAUUAUAUCUUGGCUUUCAAAAUAUAAUUGAGAAUAUUGUAGAAAAAAAUAUAUAAUUAUAACUUGCACCGGAAAUCAAUAGUCAGCCUAGGUAAUGGACUCUGAUGAGGAAGAAAUUAGAUUUUUUUUUCACUCAUCAGCACUUCAAAAGCAGGACUGAUAUUUGAAGAUCUUUGAGAAAAUUUUCACUUAUCUUGGGUAGGUUUAGCUUGAAAAGUUCUGCUACUUGGGCCAUUAAAAUUCUAAUUUGUCUGUACCAGUCUCUUCAAAUCAUCAUGUUCUGUCCUAGAGAGUGCCAGCAGAUAAGUUUAGGUGAAACAUUUUGUAUCCAGUUAAUGUUUUGAGAAGGUGAUUAUCUCUUCCUCACCCAUUGCACAGGAUUUGAUCGCAAUAUCAUUAUUGAAAGUUUAUCAUUGCUAAAUAGUUUCUAUUAAUUAUUGUUGUUGCUAUCUGAGAAAUGGUUGUAAUGGUAUUGAGGGUUAUAAGACUUAUGUGGCUACUUCCAUGUUUUGGGUUUCUUUUCCACAUGCAAAUCUUGUUAUCUGCAAGAAAAAUUGGCUUGUAAGGUGGACAAAAACGGGAGUUGGAAUGACUUGUAAUUAGUGCUUUUAUUUAUGGGUUUACCUUGAUGAUCAGGAUAAUUAUGUUAAACUGAGUUUUGGCUUAGGUUUGUUCUGAAGAAAGUAACCUAUUACAUCGGUUUGAGCAGGAUCAAAGCAUUCUUGGUUUACUUUUUGGACAGUUUAUUCUUUCAAAGCUUGCGUGGUAUUUCAGAAAUGCACACAAACUAUGAUCAUGCGUGCAUGCAUUCCAUGCAGCAGCAGCAGCAGCAGUACACCAGACUGUCUAGGAGUUGUGAUGAGACUUUGCUGUUGACGAAUUAAGCGUGACAACAGGGGAAGUAUGUGAAAGACGAUGAUGCUACUCAUCCAGGUUGUCACCUAAAAUCUUAAUGGAAGUGUUUUAUCGGGCAGAUUUUAAACAAAUUUUAGCAUUUGCUCCAAAUUAACACGUUCAGGAAAUGCAGAAUCUGUUUUGGCAA